AUGCAGGCCACCACAGUGGCGUCGGCGGGCCAAGCUCGGCUGGCCGCACAGCAACGCCGCGGGCAGGCACCCGGCAGAAGGGCCCCCAGGAGCCAGGUCGUGGCCGCGGUCGCGUCCCUGCAGAAGAGCAGCAGCCCGCUGCUGGAAGGGCUGGUGGCGGAGGGCAUCAUCACCGCCGACGAGGCGGUGUCCUGCUCGCCCGACCAGCUCGAGUUCCUGAUCCGCAAGCGCUUUCGCCCAGACUCCACCCCGGAGCAGGCCAGCAUCCAGGCGUAUGUGGCAGACGGCGUGAUCACCCAGGACGAGCUGGAGAAGUGCUCGGCGGACCAGCUGGAGUUCCUGAUCCGCAAGCGCUCCUCCUCCCCAGAGGCCUCCGCCAACGUCGUGCCCUGGUCCUCGCCUUCCAAGGAGGCGCCGCAGCACACCGGCAGCGACGCCGUGAAUGGCGAGACUGUGGGCGAGGACCCUGCGUGGGGCGGCAUCCAGGCCUACAUCGCCAAUGGCAUCCUCACGACCGAUGAGGUGGAGAAGUGCUCUCCCGCGCAGCUGGAGUUCCUCAUCCGCAAGCGCAGCCCCUCGCCGCCGGCCAAGGAGGCGCGCAUCGCGGCCCGCACCCCGGCGCGGCCCGCGCCCAAGGUGGUGGAGCCGGAGCCCGAGGCGCCACAGGAGGCUGAGUUUGUGCAGCUGAGCCUGGAGGAGUACCUGGCUCAGGGUGUUGUGACCGAGUAUGAGAUUGAGAUGUGCUCCCCCACCCAGCUGGAAUUCCUCAUCCGCAAGCGCACUGAGGUGGCCACCGCUGCCGCCUCCUCGCCGCCCGCCUCCCCCAAGCGCGGCCGGUCGCGCGGGCCCGUGCGCGUGCCGCCGGUGGCGGCCGUGCAGGCCGCCGCCGCCUCCGCGGCGCCGACGGUGGAGGAGGAGGAGGAGGCGCCGCCGCAGAAGCUGGUGGUGCCGCGGGCGCCGCCGCUGACGGAUGACCCCGACAUGCAGCGCCGCUCGCUGAGCCCCGUGGCGCGCAAAAUCCCGGAGCGGGAGCAGGAGGGAGGCAUGCCCUGGGCAGGAGCCAUGGCUGCGGCAGGUCUGACCGUGGUGGGCCUGUCGGCAGGCCUGUACUUUGCUGGCCGCGACAACGUGCCGGCACCGGCGGCACCCUCGGCCAUGCAGCAGCCUGCGCCAGCCAAGGCGCAGACCGCCAGGCUGGCAGACAAGGUGGAGGUUCCCAAGGCAGCUCCCCAGGCGGUGCCCCCGCCGCCAGCGGCAAAGGUUGAGAAGGUUGAGAGCAAGGCGGCGGCACCGGCCAAGGUGGUAGCGCCCGAGCCCAAGGUGGAGGAGAAGAAGGCAGCGCCGGCCCCUGCCGCCGCUGCACUGAAGACUGACACCAAGCCGGCGGUGCCUGCGCCGCCCAAGCAGGAGGAGGAGAAGAAGCCGGCCUCCAAGGUCAUGGCCGAGAAGCUGGCUGCUGAGCUGGCGUCCGACCUGGCGGUGAAGCAGCGGCCGGCGGCGGCGCCGGCCGCGCCGACCAAGCCCCGCAGCAGCGAGCUGUCGCGCGGGCAGUCGGCGGCGGGCGGCACGCUGGCCGCGGCGGGCGUGGUGCUGGCGGGCCUGCUGGUGCCGGGGGCGCGCGAGGCGCUGUUCAGCCGCUUUGCGGGCGAGGCGGCGGUGCUCAAGACGGCCAGCGCCAAGACUGCCAGCCUGCAGAAGCUGGUGGAUGCGCAGCAGGGCGACCUGCGCAUCCUGCAGGACCAGCUGGCGGUGGCGCAGGCAGAGUACGGCGCCGCGCUGUCCAAGCUCAACGGGGCCAAGGGCGCGCUGGCCAGCCUCAGCAGCCGCGUGGUCAGCAGCGAGAAGGCGGCCAAGGCGCUGGUGGCCGACCUGGAGCGCUUCCCGUCCAAGGAGGCGCAGCGGCUGAAGAGCGAGGCCGCCACCAUCGCCGCCUCCGUCUCCACGCAGCGCAUGGCGGUGGAGCGGGCACUGGCCAAGGCGCUCAAGGACCUCUGA
Messenger RNA from Chlorella variabilis, 1995 nucleotides. Its product is annotated as expressed protein. The coding region runs from base 1 to 1995 and encodes 664 amino acids. NCBI's taxonomy places the organism in Eukaryota, Viridiplantae, Chlorophyta, Trebouxiophyceae, Chlorellales, Chlorellaceae. The record is from RefSeq and is a predicted model, not a curated record. The transcript has 12 exons.